AUGGAAUUCGAGAUUCAGCAAAAUAAUUUUAUUUUAUCGGAUGAUGAUACAACAACAGAUAUCAAAAAUUCUUCAAAUAAUAAAUCUAUACAAUCAGUAACUUCCGUAAUUGAAUGGAAAAAUUUAAUAUCACAAUGGGUAGAUAUGUUAGAAGACGAAAUACAAGAUCAAGAAGAAGAAAUUAUAAAAUUAGUUAAUAAUUUUGAUAUUUCACUAGAUAAUAUUAAUCAAAUACAACAUCCAGCUAUUGAUAUAGAAGCGAAAUGGGUUUUACAGGAUAUUUUUAUAAAUACAUUAGAGACUCUAUAUUAUUUAGAUGAUUUUAUUACUG
Messenger RNA from Acaulospora morrowiae, 331 nucleotides. The record is from the annotation of a GenBank genome assembly. Lineage: Eukaryota; Fungi; Glomeromycota; Glomeromycetes; Diversisporales; Acaulosporaceae.